CUGCCUGCAUCACCGUUUGGGGCUCGUCGUUCUGGGAGCUACACAGCUUCCCCGGCGGUAGCGAAGCGACAGAGAGCGCAAUUCGCGGCCCCUUGCGGUCCCCGGGCUUAGCUGCGCGUGCCCCGCUCGUGCUUGGAGUCAGCCAAACUCGCGGCCGGUGGAGGUGUGAAGCGACGACGGGCGAGCGCAGCGAGCAGCCUUAGCCGCUGCGGCCUUCUGUUCUACUCCCUCCGCCCCCUCCUCCUCCGCCGCUUCCCCCACCGCUGCCCUCCCCCCACUUCCCGAGCUCCGGCGUGUCCCGGCCACGCUCGGGGCUGCUGCGGGAACAAAGGAGGACCCCGCGGCGGCGGCGGCGCCACCUCCGCCUGCGGCUCCAGCCCGCGGCGGCGGCUCUAGGGCUUCCGGCUCGCCCCUCCCAGAGGGCUCGGCCCGGUCCCCACUUCGCCGGCGUCGUGCGCGAGCCCGGCUACCGCAGUCGAAGACAGAAAAAUGGCUCAGGAGACUAACCAGACCCCAGGGCCCAUGCUGUGUAGUACAGGAUGUGGCUUUUAUGGAAAUCCUAGGACAAAUGGAAUGUGUUCUGUUUGCUACAAAGAACAUCUUCAGAGGCAGCAGAAUAGUGGCAGAAUGAGCCCAAUGGGGACAGCUAGUGGUUCCAAUAGUCCUACCUCAGAUUCUGCAUCUGUACAAAGAGCAGACGCUAGUUUAAACAACUGUGAAGGUGCUGCUGGCAGCACAUCUGAAAAAUCAAGAAAUAUGCCUGUGGCUGCCUUGCCUGUAACUCAGCAAAUGACAGAAAUGAGCAUUUCAAGAGAGGACAAAGUAACUACCCCGAAAACAGAGGUGUCAGAGCCAGUUGUCACUCAGCCCAGUCCUUCAGUUUCUCAGCCCAGUACUUCUCAAAGUGAAGAAAAAGCUCCUGAGUUGCCCAAACCAAAGAAGAACAGGUGUUUCAUGUGCAGAAAGAAAGUUGGCCUUACAGGGUUUGACUGCCGAUGUGGAAAUUUAUUUUGUGGACUUCACCGUUACUCUGACAAGCACAACUGUCCAUAUGAUUACAAAGCAGAAGCUGCAGCAAAAAUCAGAAAAGAGAAUCCAGUUGUUGUGGCUGAAAAAAUUCAGAGAAUAUAAAUUACUACUUGUGAAGAGACUGAUAAUUUGUUUUUAUUUUAAUAUACCGUAGGAAAACAUUAAAGAGCAGAUGCAUGGCCAUUUUCCUUUGAUGUUCUCCAGAGUUUUACUUUACACUUGUCUGUCUUAUAAUUGAUAUUUUAGGAUGUUUGGGUGUUUGUUACAGGCAGAAUUGGAUAGAUACAGCCCUACAAAAUGUAUAUGCCCUCCCCUGAAUAAAAUUGGAUGAAAAUCUGCACAGCAAAUUGAAAUACACAGAUAAUAAGAACAAAAUUUAGUUCCUUCGUGCCAAACAAAAUAAGUGAAAUACCUUUCUGCAUGUUUGCAGCAUAUCUGCCUUUGGAAAUGUAAUCAAGGUAUAAUCUUUGGCUAGUGUUAUGUGCCUGUAUUUUUUUAAAGAAAUGGUACACCAGAAAAGGACUGGCAGUCUACUUCUACCAUAGUUAAACUUCACCCUGUUAAUUUCCACAUGUUCCUUGGAAGCAGGAGGAAAGCUAUAAAAAGAAUCAGACCUUUCCAUGAAACCAGUGUUUGGUGCCAUAUGUAAGCCUGGUUAAUUGGUGUUCUAAAAACUGUCAAGACAUUCUGUGAAAGGUACACAUUGUUUAACUGGUUAAAGAGUAAAAUGCAUCAAGCCAACAGGGUCUUGAGCUAUCUUUGAAGCUUAUUAUGCUGGCUUGCACCAGACAGUGUCUGCAUUACUCUCAUUGCUAAAAAUGUGUAGAACAAAACUGCACUAGGAUUGAUUUAUUUACAAGAAGAAAUUAAAACUACAUUUGGUUUUCACAUACAGCAGCUCUAUGGAGUAACAUGCAUCUGAAUUUUAAGUUUGCAAAGGUAUCUGAAUAGUUAAUUUUUCAUGUGCAUAUUUUGUUGAAUGUUUUGGUUCGAGAAAGAAUGUUUAAAGCUUUUUUAAAGACUUCAGUUCUUAAUGUAACUGUACCCUUCUGCAUGGAAAAUCAUAACCAACAUGGCUGCAGUAGACUUCUUAGUGGUAUCCAGCACCACUUGCAGAGGGCUGCUUUAUAUUAAUUGUACUUGGGUGUAGGACUCUAGUGUUCUUGGGUGUAUUGCAUGGGCUGCAUUAUCUACAGCAUUGUACAAUAACAACUAGAAGAGGCAGUAUACUUCACUGAUGCUUGUCUGGUAAUAUCACUUCUGUGUUAUAAUGGAAGGUUUUUUGUGAUGUAUGAAACUUGUGUUUUUUAUAUAUAAAUGAGUAUAGUUAGAUUAGUGUCGUGGUAAUGCCUGUUUUCAUCUGUAAAUAGUUUAAGUAUGUACACGAGCACUACUUCUGAUUUAUUGCAGUGUUCAGUCUUAGUUUUUACUUUUAUUCUUACAGCAUUCAGUUUUGCUUUCAAUUUUAUGUACCUUAGUUCUAAAGUUAGAUUUGCAGAUGUGUACAGAUAGUACAUAUUUAUGUAUUGCACAUAAUCAUGCUAUUCAGCAUUGAUGCUAUAUUGUAUUAUGUAAAUAAUAAAAGCCAUGUACAGAGGGA
Molecule: messenger RNA, 2629 nt
Organism: Budorcas taxicolor (takin)
Lineage: Eukaryota; Metazoa; Chordata; Mammalia; Artiodactyla; Bovidae
Gene: ZFAND5
Product: zinc finger AN1-type containing 5
Exons: 6
Coding region: 490-1131 (213 amino acids)
Molecular function (GO): zinc ion binding; DNA binding
Source: RefSeq, a predicted model, not a curated record